Prorocentrum cordatum is the source of this 915-nucleotide messenger RNA. Lineage: Eukaryota; Dinophyceae; Prorocentrales; Prorocentraceae. The record is from the annotation of a GenBank genome assembly.
AUGAAACAGGAAGAGGAGGGGGAGGUGGACGCGGGGGAGGAUGAGGAGGAACAACAGCAGCAAACUGCGACCGCCCCGCAGGACAGGCUCUUCGCAGUCGAAUUCUUCGGCAGCUUCACUAAGGUGCUCAGCGCUGGUCUCAACUUCGCCGGUUGCGACGUCUGUGGCUGCUGCGUCAGCUUCCGCUCCAUUACCAAACGCGUCGAGCAGAACGACGUCUACGUGGAAACCAAGACGAAGGACAAUGUGUUCGUGCUGGUGAAGGUCUCGGUUCAGCAGCAGGUCAUCCCAGAGCAAGCGGAGUCAGCCAUCUACAAGCUCGCCAACGUUAGCGCGCAGAUCGAUUCGUACGUCUCGGAUGUGGUGCGCUCGCAGGUGCCGCAGAUGAAUCUAGACGAUGCGUUUGAGAACAAGGACCAUAUCUCCCAGGCCGUCGCGCAGACGCUCACCAGAAGCAUGCACGAGUACGGUUUCCAGAUUAUCAAGGCUCUGGUCACGGAGCUCAAGCCCAGCCAGGACGUGAUGAAUUCCAUGAACGAGAUUAAUAAGCAGAAGCGCCUUCGCGAUGCGGCGCUGAUGGCCGCCGAGGCCGAGAAGAUCCGUGUGGUGAAGAAGGCGGAGGCGGAGUGCGAGUCGGCCCGCCUGUCGGGAGAGGGCAUCGCGAAGCAGCGCGAGGCCAUCGUAGAGGGCCUGAAGAGGUCUGUCACAUCUGGAAGCCAGGAGACCCUCACCUCCGAAAAGAUAUCGGAGCUGCUGCUGAUCACGCAGUACUUCGAGACCCUGAAGGAGAUAGGGGCCAACUCGAAGAGCAACAGCGUCUUCAUCCCGCACAGCCCGGCGGCUGGCGUGCAGGAGAUCUCCGGCCAGAUCCGCAACGGCAUCCUGCAGGGCGGCCCGGGCCAGCAGCGCAUGUGA